Mustela lutreola (European mink) is the source of this 3568-nucleotide messenger RNA. RefSeq names its product glutamyl-tRNA amidotransferase subunit B (gene GATB). The coding region runs from base 39 to 1709 and encodes 556 amino acids. The record is from RefSeq and is a predicted model, not a curated record. Gene Ontology annotation, biological process: glutaminyl-tRNAGln biosynthesis via transamidation; mitochondrial translation. Lineage: Eukaryota; Metazoa; Chordata; Mammalia; Carnivora; Mustelidae. Gene Ontology annotation, molecular function: glutaminyl-tRNA synthase (glutamine-hydrolyzing) activity. The transcript is spliced from 13 exons.
AGGAGACUGUAUCACCUGACCAGGAGCCAGGAGGGGCAAUGGCGGCGCCCAUGCUGCGCUGGUGGUGUCUUGGAAGGCGUUGGCUUUUAGCCUGCAUUGACGGCGGUUCUCGCCACGGAAGAGGGGCUGCGAUUGGGUUCACGUCCAGCAGGAAAAGGGGACAGACCUCCGUGGCUCAGCAGCCCAUCACCUCCCAGAAGUCAAGGAAAGGUGAACAUGAAUGGGCAGCUGUGGUAGGUUUGGAAAUUCAUGCCCAGAUCUCUUCCAACUCUAAACUCUUCUCUGGAUCUCGAGUCCACUUUGCAGCACCUCCAAAUUCUUUGGUAUCUUUCUUUGAUGCAUCUCUGCCUGGAACUCUGCCGGUUCUCAACAGGAGGUGCGUAGAAGCGGCCGUGAUGACAGGCCUGGCACUGAACUGCUGCAUCAACAAGAAGUCCUUGUUUGACAGGAAGCACUACUUCUAUGCAGACCUCCCUGCGGGCUACCAGAUUACCCAGCAGAGGCUCCCGAUUGCUGUGAAUGGGAGCUUAGCGUACAGUGUGUGUGUGGGGAAGAAGCCGAGUCGGGUGAUCACCAAGACCGUGAGGAUCAAGCAGAUCCAGCUGGAGCAAGACAGUGGCAAAAGCCUCCAUGAUGAGCUGCGGUCUCAGACGCUCAUCGAUUUGAACAGGGCAGGAGUUGGACUUCUGGAAGUGGUGCUGGAGCCGGACAUGUCCUGUGGAGAAGAGGCUGCAACAGCCGUCAGGGAGCUGCAGCUGAUACUUCAGGCCCUGGGGACCAGCCGGGCAAAUAUGGCAGAGGGCCAGUUGAGAGUGGAUGCCAAUGUAUCUGUGCACCAUCCUGGAGAGCCUCUGGGGGUUCGAACCGAAGUGAAGAAUCUCAACAGUGCCAAGUUCUUGGCCAAAGCGAUAGACUCUGAAAUUGAGAGACAAAUCCAUGAACUUGAGAAUGGACGUGAAAUUCUGAAUGAAACACGCUCGUUUGACUACAAGCUGGGGUGCACCAUGCCAAUGAGAGACAAAGAAGGAAAACAAGACUACAGGUUUAUGCCCGAACCCAACCUGCCUCCCCUGCUGCUCUAUGACACCGAGUCUCUGCCUCCAGGCGCGGACCCACAGCAAGUGAUCAACAUUGACUGGAUUCGGGAGCAACUCCCUGAGCUCCCCAGUGAGACCCGGGAGAGGCUCAUUCAACAGUAUGGCAUUUUGCCAGAACACAGCUUUGCCUUACUGAAUGAAGUUGGCCUACUGGAGUUCUUCCAAAAUGUGAUAAAAGAAACUAGGGCAGAGCCAAAAAAAGUAACUAGUUGGGUCCUCAACAUUUUUCUGGGUUUUUUAAAGCAACAGAACCUUGCUGUCAAUGAGAGUCCCGUGACACCUUCCGCACUGGCUGAGCUACUCAACCUGCUGGACCGAAAAGCCAUCUCUUCCACAGCAGCUAAACAGGUGUUUGAGGAACUGUGGCGCAGUGAAGGGAAGACUCCCUCGCAGAUUGUUUCAGAAAAGCAGCUUGAACUGAUGCAGGAUCAAGAGGCGCUGGAACAGGCCUGCCACACUGUGAUGGAGGGGCACCCUCAAGUGGUAAUGGACGUGAAGAGGGGGAACCCCAGAGCUAUAAACAAACUGAUUGGGUUGGUCCGAAAAGCAACUCUCAGCCGAGCAGACCCAACUGCGAUAAAGGAGAUCCUGGAGAGGAAGCUGUCGCCAUGAGCCGUCCCAGGUCCCUCUGUGCCUGAGGAAGAGCAGGGCGACCGUGACUGAGAACCGGAGCCCAUGACACGUGCCAUCCAGUGGCUGGACAUGCCGGUGCCUCCCAGGCCCCAGCCACGGGAUGCCACCUGCACAGACAGCCCGGCUGCUCUUGGACAUCAGACUGGUUCCAGCUGCGUUGGUGGUAAAGAAACAGCACAUUUGUAGUGCUCGGUGAUGCGGAACUAAGUGAGACCCAGUUUCAGAGGCUGUCACCGUUCUAAGAGAACUUUUCAUCCGUUGGCAUGCAGUAUUUUAGACCUGAGAGUAGAGGAGUGGAGUGAAAAACCACCACAGAAUUGACACGUUGUGAACACACGUCAGUCUCAGGAGGCCUCAUGCGGACCGGAAGGAGAGUGUUAGUCUUCCUUACAUUCCCUCAUCCGAGGACUAAAAGUGACAUGGCCCGUUGAGCUCCCUAGGGAUCCUGGAAGGUAGAGGUCUGAGAAUUAAGUGAAAAAUUUUUUGAAAAACAGAACAAAAAACAAGUUUUCAAAGAGAUUUAAUGAAUAAAAUAUAUACUGGAAUAUCACAUAAAAAAUUAACUUACACUUCAAAGAUUGUGCAGUUGACAACUCCCUCUCCCCCCCACCCAGGCCAAAGAAAGAUAAAAAGGGGGGAAAAAAGCUGUAACAUUGAUUUGUUUUGCCUGGGAAGAAUAAGAUUAUAAGCUAGUACAUCAGAAUCUUGACCUUAAACAGUAAUUGUGAUGCCAUUGACAACAUCUUCAUGAAGGGUGGGCCGCCUUCACCCCGGUGCUUGGGACAGGCAUGCACUUCUCUCUCCUGCACCGGAGCGCCUCUUUGCGCCCUGAGUGCCUCUGUUCCCUCUGACUCCCCACACGUAGACCGGUUUCGCAAAGGCUGCUUUUAAAAAGCACAUGUCAAACUGGCAUCAGGAGAAGAACAGACUCUUCGGAGUCUCAGAUUUUGCACUGAAUCCCCUAGCUGCUAAGGAGAAUCCAAGCAUUGCCCUCACAGACGGGGCUGCUUUGGCAGCUGGGGGCCCUGGAGACGAGCAGACCUUCCUUAUAGUCAGUGUAGCAAUGAACCCGGCUCCCGCUGCCGGCCACUGCCCAGGACUUCCCUACCUCAGAGUGGCACGAAAGCCUCCCUCUGACCUAGCCCGAAAAGCAGAGACAGAAAGGAAACCAGUUGUGUGUGGUUUACUCCAGACAAGCAUGAAGAGGUAAGGUUUUAAACAAAAACUUAAAAAACCAUGAGAGACUCAGAAUAUUGUGAGAGGAGGUGUUCCCUCACCAGGAGGCUUUGUAGCCCGAAUGCAUUCUCUUCAAUACUGAAAACUAUGAGACCCAGAACUAAGAUUUUUUUUUUCCUUUUCCAGAGAGAAAGAGUCCAUUCUCUCUCCUCGCACUGCAAGUCUGAAUUGCAAAUAGGCAAGACAGUCUGAGACUGGAUUCUGGCAGGAUUGUUUUGUAAGAAAUAAUAGGGUUUGGUUUUGUUUUACAAACUCCCAUUUUUCACCAAAGAUCUGGCUUCUUGGACAUGAGACUUCACAGAAGCCACUGGGGCAUCUUUCCAGAUCAUUUUAAAAUCAAGGCCUUGCUUAAAUGGGUGAUGGGGGUGGGGAGGCAGCUGGAUGGAAACAGUUUACCAAAACUUCUACAUCUGAUGUAAACUGUGUCAUGAACUGAUCACUUCCAGAGAAAAAUGCCAUCAUGAGAACACCUGAUCUUUAUGGUGAUGACUGUCCAUCUCUGACAGCUGCCCCAUGGUCUCAAAUGCCCACUUCUGAAAUUCUGAAUAUUGGACAGUUAAUGUUGUUACAACUGCUAAUAAAAAAAGCGAAAUCAAAGCAUA